Molecule: messenger RNA, 1332 nt
Organism: Talaromyces rugulosus
Lineage: Eukaryota; Fungi; Ascomycota; Eurotiomycetes; Eurotiales; Trichocomaceae
Exons: 1
Coding region: 1-1332 (443 amino acids)
Molecular function (GO): oxidoreductase activity
Source: RefSeq, a predicted model, not a curated record
AUGAAUACCCGUACAGUUGGGAACUAUAGCUUCGAAUUGGGCCCUCUUCAUAUCGUCAGCGAACGAAUGCAAGAGCUGCGACAGCAACACGAUACCCUAGGCAGCGAAACCGUGAUAAUACUUCAGGAAAUAUGGAAAACAGAGACCGAAAACUCUGGACAGAGUACACACCGAAUGGAUCUCUACGGCAUCCUGGCAAGCCAUCAUACUGAAGAUGAGACUCUCUCCAAAUUCUGGGGUCAAAUACAUUCCGUGCCCGAAUGGGUUGACUGGGACCAAAUCAAACGAGGCCAAAAAUUUUUCUAUCGUUAUGCCCUAGCUAAUCUCAUAGGAUUUGCACUUCAGGGGUUUAUGGGCGAGAAUGCCGCCUCGUCUGGUACGGCAGAAGUUCUUAUUCGAACCGGAGGUUUCUCAACGCGCAAGUUACUGGGCCGCCUCUUAGAAACUUUUCAGUUUCUGCUCCAAGUCACGGAAUCCGAGGAAGCGAUUAAACCAGGGGGCGUGGGACAUGUGACGACUGUCCGUGUGCGGCUCCUACAUGCCAUGGUUCAUGGGCGCAUUAGCAACCUAGAAAAGGUGAAACCUGGUUAUUUUGACGUCGAGAAGUUUGGCAAACCGAUCAACGACUUUGAUUGUAUUCAUGCAAUCUCUACAUUUUGCUGCAACCACUCGUGGCUGCAGCUUCCUCAGAUGGGCGUUCAUCCAACUUACCAGGAAACAGCUGACUAUAUCGCGCUAUUUCGAUAUGUCGCCUAUGUCAUUGGCACCCCCGACGAGUACUUCGCUGAUGUAGCCCGAAGCAAAGCCACUAUGGAGAGUAUGCUACUCAGUUUGCAAAUCAACUCCACUUCUCGCAUCAUGGGCCACAACUUUGUCCAAUGCCUGAAGGAUUUGCCUCCUGUCAAUAUCUCCGCCGAAUUCAUUGAGGCCGGUUGCAGGGUCCUAAACGGCGAUGAAUUUUGCGAUAAACUCGGUUUGGGAAAACCUGGACUGUACUCCUAUGCCUGUUUCAAAGGAUUCUGUUGGUUUGUCAGAGCGCUUGCCUUUUUGCAGUGCAUAAGCCCCGGUCUUGACCGAUCUCUUACGAAUUUCUUUCAACGAGCACUACACCAAGGUAUCAUCCAGAGCAAGUCGGGGCUGGCGGGUGGGACCAAGUUCGACUUCAAGUAUACCCCACGCAUUGGCCAGAAAGUGGGCAAGGAAGAUAAUAACCGUUUGCCUCCACUCUUCCCAAGACCAGUGGAGUCUUUUCUUUUCCUUGUCUUCGCCGUUGGCUGUCUUUCUCCCAUUGCCGGAUUGGGCCUGUUGUUCUACCUAGUAAAGGUAUGGUAA